Metarhizium album ARSEF 1941 is the source of this 1887-nucleotide messenger RNA. RefSeq names its product Flavoprotein transmembrane component. The record is from RefSeq and is a predicted model, not a curated record. Gene Ontology annotation, biological process: iron ion transport; intracellular iron ion homeostasis; copper ion import. Lineage: Eukaryota; Fungi; Ascomycota; Sordariomycetes; Hypocreales; Clavicipitaceae. The coding region runs from base 1 to 1887 and encodes 628 amino acids. Gene Ontology annotation, molecular function: ferric-chelate reductase activity. The transcript has a single exon. Gene Ontology annotation, cellular component: plasma membrane.
AUGCUGCUGGAGCCGCGACAUGUCCAAAACCACUCCGAGGCCAGCGACACGCAGGCGCAUUGGGGGUAUCCCGAUCGCGUGGUCCCCUGCAAGAACGACGCCGGGUCGUGCGCCUACCUCGACGUCGUCUACCGCGCCCACGACCUGGGCAUGCUGUACAUGGGCAUUCUGUGGGCGACCAUCUUCGGCGUCGUCUUCGUCUGGGCGCUGCUUCGGAGGGCCGGCGCUCCCCGUCGCGGCGCCCUCGGCAGGAUGACGACGACCGUGUCUGCUGCCUCCCGGCGCCUCCUCCUGCGCGAGGCAAGCCGUCGCCUGUUCGGCCGCACCACGCGCCUCCAGGUGGUCGUGCUGGCGCUUCUCUCGGGAUACCUCGCGGUAUGGAGCUUCCUGGGCAUCUCGUAUCGCACAUGGGUCACGCCGGUCAAGAACAUGCCGGGCGUGUACAACACGCGGACGGGCCUCGGGCCUUGGUCGGAUCGCGUCGGCGUCGUCGCCUACGCCCUCACGCCGCUGUCCGUGCUGCUCAGCAGCAGGGAGUCCCUGCUCUCCGUCCUGACCGGCGUGCCGUACCAGAGCUUCAACUUCCUGCACCGGUGGCUGGGCUACAUCAUCCUCCUCCAGUCCCUCCUCCACACCGUCGGCUGGCUCGUCAUCCAGCUGAAGCUGUACCAGCCCCAGCCCAGCGUCAGCCUCGCCUGGAUCGUGGAGCCGUACAUCAUCUGGGGCCUCGCGGCCAUGAUCCUCCUCCUCAUCAUGUCCGUCCUGUGCACGCCGUGGGCGAUCCGGACGACGGGCUACGAAUUCUUCCGCAAGACGCACUACGUCCUGGCCAUGGUGUACGUUGGCGCCUGCUGGGCACACUGGAGCCGGCUCGAGUGCUUCCUCGUCCCGGCCCUCGUCCUCUGGGGCGUCGACCGAGGCGCGAGGUUCGUGAGGACCGGGCUGCUGCACCACCGCCCCCGUUCUCCGUCGGCGUUGGCGGGCUUCAAGCCCGCCCAGGCCACCAUCACGCGGUUCCCCGACGCGGAGCACGGCGACGUCCUCAGGCUGGACCUGGAAAACGCCCAGGACCCGUGGAGCAUCGGCCAGCACUACUUCCUGUGCUUCGUCGAGUCGAGCAUCUGGCAGUCUCACCCGUUCACGCCGCUCAACGCGCCCGUCGUCCAGGAAGACGGCCUCGUCAAGCACUCGUACGUCCUGAGGGCAAAGUCGGGCGAGACCAGGAAACUAGCCGAGCUGGCGGCCAGCAAGUCUGCCGCCGCCCCAACCGACGCCGUCGUCACCACGCCCGUCCUCCUCACCGGCGGCUACGGGCAGGACCUCGUCGGCAAGGUCGACCGCAACACAAACGUCGUCUGCGUCGCGGGCGGCACGGGCAUCGUCUACGUCCUCUCCACCCUCCUGCAUCUGGCGCGGCACAGACGGCCGUCGGAUCGCAAAAUCGAGCUCAUCUGGGCCAUGCGACACGCCCGCGACGCGGAUUGGGUCAGGGACGAAUUGGCCGUCCUGCGCGACGCACAAAAGGACUUGAACCUGACAAUCUCGCUCUUCGCCACACGGGACGCUGCUGGCAGCGUAGACGCCGACGUGGCCUCGUCCUCGUCAGAAGAGACGUGCCCGCGUGGUGAAAAGACGGUUUGCGCCCCGGGCGUAUCCGGCGACGGUUCCGACGAUCAAAGUCGACGACGUCCGGAUCUGGGCACGCUGCUUGGUGCGUUUGUGGAGGGGACCAUCGCGGGCAGGACGGUCGUGUUUGCGAGCGGGCCGGGAGGCAUCAUCACCGACUUGAGAAGCAUAGUUGCCGGCUUGAAUGUCCCCGGCAGAGUAUGGAGGAGGCAAGACAAGUUUGACGUCGAGCUGGUCUGCGACGACAGACUAGAGUGGUAG